Messenger RNA from Panicum hallii, 2217 nucleotides. Its product is annotated as CBL-interacting protein kinase 11-like. The record is from RefSeq and is a predicted model, not a curated record. Gene Ontology annotation, biological process: protein phosphorylation; signal transduction. Bases 409 to 1971 code for a protein of 520 amino acids. Gene Ontology annotation, molecular function: protein kinase activity; ATP binding. The transcript has 2 exons. Lineage: Eukaryota; Viridiplantae; Streptophyta; Magnoliopsida; Poales; Poaceae.
CCCGUCUCGCCUUUUUUAUUCGCGAGACCGAGCUCCGCCCCGGAGCAGGCCAGACAGGCGGCCGCGCUGGUGCUGGGUUGGCGUAGCGAUGGGGUCGAGAUCCAUCCCGAUUCGGCAUUGAGUUGUUCCGCUUUGCUGAAGACUUGGGAAUGCAGAAAGAUGUGCUUGCUCAACAAGAAGCAAAUAUUCCGUGCAAACGAGACCCGGGUUUUGUUCAAGCUGAUAUUGUUGGGCUCUCAUGAGAAUGUGCUUCAUGCUGAUACCAUUCUUCUUUUCCGUAAUUUAAAGCACAGUAGAUUGAAGGCCUCUAUAUUUGUAGGCCAUCAUCUUGGAGACGACGGUUAAAAAUUCUCUUAUAUAAGUGGUGCAGUGUUUGCUCUUUAUACUAUCGUUGCACAGCUUGAUACGAUGGACGGAAGAAGGACAAUUUUGAUGGGACGUUAUGAAAUCGGGAAACAGUUGGGACAAGGAACCUUUGCAAAAGUCUUUUAUGCUCGGAAUCUUACUACCAGCCAAGCUGUUGCCAUAAAGAUGAUUAACAAGGAUAAGGUCAUGAAGGUUGGGCUCAUGGAACAGAUAAAGAGGGAGAUUUCAAUAAUGAGGUUAGUUAAGCAUCCAAAUGUUCUUCAGCUUUUUGAGGUUAUGGCUAGCAAGAGCAAGAUUUAUUUUGUCUUGGAGUAUGCUAAAGGUGGCGAGCUUUUCAACAAAAUAGCUAAAGGGGGAAAGCUCAGUGAGGAUGCUGCGAGGAAAUAUUUCCACCAAUUGAUCAGUGCUGUCGAUUAUUGCCAUAGUCGAGGUGUCUAUCACCGUGACUUGAAGCCCGAAAACCUUCUACUGGAUGAGAAUGAAAACCUUAAAGUCUCAGAUUUUGGUCUGAGUGCUCUAGCUGAGUCCAAAAGGCAAGAUGGUCUCCUCCACACCACAUGUGGAACUCCAGCUUAUGUUGCUCCUGAAGUGCUGAGCAGGAAAGGCUAUGAUGGUGCAAAGGCAGAUAUAUGGUCAUGUGGAGUGAUUCUAUUUGUUCUUGUGGCUGGUUACCUUCCUUUCCAUGACACAAAUUUGAUAGAGAUGUACAGAAAGAUUUCCAGAGCAGAGUUUAGAUGCCCUCGGGGUUUCUCUGCUGAGCUGAAGGAUCUGCUACAUAGAAUUCUUGAUCCAGAUCCAAGCACUAGAAUUUCUUUCUCAAGGAUAAAGCGGAGUGCUUGGUACAGAAAACCGGUUGAAGUCACCGCAAAGAAAAAUGAGACUGAAACACCUGAAAAUGCCUGUACAGGUGAAGCUACAACCUCUGGUUCGACAGAAUGCAGCACAUCUGAGGGGAAUCAAGGUUCAUUAAGCCUCCCAAAUUUGAAUGCAUUUGACAUAAUCUCUCUCUCAACAGGUUUUAAUCUCUCUGGAUUUUUUGAGGAUAAGUAUGGUCUCAACAGGGAAGAAAGAUUCACAACUAGGCAGUCUGUGACUACAGUAUUUGCAAAGCUGAAGGAGCUUUCCAGACGCUUAAAGCUAAAGGUUAAGAAGAAAGAAAACGGGAUCUUGAAAUUGGCAGCUCCAAAGGAAGGAAAGAAGGGGGUGCUUGAGCUUGAUGCAGAGAUUUUUGAGGUUGCCCCAUCUUUACUCUUAGUUGAGUUGAAAAAGACUAAUGGUGAUACUAUGGAGUAUCAAAAGCUAGUGAAAGAGGAGAUACGACCAGCACUCAAGGAUAUUGUUUGGGUUUGGCAAGGUGAUCAGCACCAGCACUCACAGCCAACUCUGCAAGAACAGCAGCCACGACCACUAUUCUCACCACAGCACCCACAUGAUCAGUUGCAAGCAUCCUUACCACGGCAGGAGCAGCAGGACAUACCCAAUGCACCAUUGGCACCACAAGAGCCACUGGAUCAGCAGCAAUCGCCUAUUGCCCUGGAGCAACCAGAGCAGUUGCCACCACAAGAGCAGUUGGACCAGUCGCCAUUGCCAGUUGCUCCGGAGUAGCCAAAGAACUAGUUCUAAUAGCCAACUGGUAACUCAUAUGUCCUCAACCAUAGAGUAGCUGUGCUGCUUUUACCCUCCUUUUUUUCUGUCUGCUUCUAAUUCUUCUGCAAUUGUAAAGCUGUAUGCCUGUUUGUAAUACAGAAGUGCCAUAUUUUUCAAUUUGGAAUCCACUGGAGAAUCGAUCUUGAUGUUGAACCAAAGUUUUGGAAAGAAUAACUGAAUAACAGCCAUUGACCAUAAUUUUGA